Molecule: messenger RNA, 1926 nt
Organism: Annulohypoxylon maeteangense
Lineage: Eukaryota; Fungi; Ascomycota; Sordariomycetes; Xylariales; Hypoxylaceae
Product: cytochrome P450
Exons: 6
Coding region: 122-1645 (507 amino acids)
Molecular function (GO): iron ion binding; monooxygenase activity; heme binding
Source: RefSeq, a predicted model, not a curated record
CUUCUCUCUUAUUCCAGGCAGCCUUACGAUGGUAAGCACCGGCUUCAUUUAAUAUACCUUAUCUAGAUCACAUCCUGUUGUGUAACAAGUGCCUUACCCGAGGUUGUGUGAAACCAUCAACAUGUCGUCAAUCGACAUCAUAGCCGACACCAUCGGCUCACUCAGCCUCACAAGCAUAAGCCUCGGCCUCCUAGGCAUAUUCGUAAUGUGGUACACAGUCUCAGCCUUCUUCACAUGGUACCGACUACGACACAUCCCAGGCCCGUUCCUAGCCUCAUUCUCGCACAUCUGGAUCGCGAAGAGCAUUCUCCUCGGCACGCUGGAGCAGGACUUCAGCCAGCUGAGGAAAUACGGGCCGCUGGCGCGGACGGGGCCGAACUCGAUCGUCACGAACGACCCAGCUAUCCUGCGCAAGAUCGCGUCCGCGCGCACGAAGUACACCAAGAACGACUGGUUCGCCGCGGCUACCUUUGCGCCGGGACACAGGACGAUGAUUACGAUCCUGGAUAACUACAGCCAUGAUAAGCUGAAGGCGAAGACUGCGCAGGGGUACAAUGGUCGCGAGAACCCCGACUUGGAAGUCGCGGUUGAUUCUGUGAUCAUGCAUUUCGUCGAUGUGGUGCGCGCUAAGCAUCUAACGACGAAGGAGAAGAUACGCACUGUUGAUUUCGCUAGGAUGUCACGCUAUCUGACGCUAGAUAUUAUUACCAGGUUGGCGUACGGCAAGGCAUUUGGGUUCCUGGAUUCCGAGGAGGAUCUGUUUGGGUAUACCGGCCAGGUGGACCAGCUGCUCAAAGCGCAGAACUUGUCGCAGGAGAUUCCGAUCUUUAGGUAUAUCGUGUUCUCGCACUUUUUCUUCAGUCUGUUCGGUCCGAAGCCGAGUGAUGAGAAGGGCGUUGGGAAGAUCAUGGGGUAUACACAGAAGAUUAUUAAUGAAAGGUUCGAUGCUGGGAAGCAUACGAAGGACAUGAUGGGGUCAUUCAUUCGCCAUGGUAUGACCAAAAAAGAAUGCGCCGAGGAAGCGCUGCUUCAGAUACAAGCUGGAUCGGAUACGACGGCCGUGGCUAUUCGUACCACAUUGAUGUAUAUCAUGUCCACGCCUCGGGUCUAUAUUAAGAUGAAGGAAAUGAUCAAGCAAUGCGUAGACCGCAACGAAGUUUCAAAGCCUAUUACUUUUGAAGAGGCUCAGAGGCUUCCUUACCUACAGGCUGUUAUCUUUGAAGGCCUUCGCAUGCGCAUACCGGUAACAUACGGACAUUACAAGCAGACGCCUCCGGAAGGGGAUAUGAUCAAUGAUAUUUUUAUCCCCGGAAAUACCGCCCUAGGCCACAACUCAUUAGCUCUAACACGCACCGAAUCCAUCUUCGGCGAAGACGUCGACACGUUCCGACCAGAACGUUUCCUUGACUGCGACAAAGACACGAAGGCCGAGAGGGAAUUCGCUAUAGACAUGGUUUUCGGCGGCGGCCGAUGGAUGUGCGCCGGCAAGCCCAUCGCGUUUAUGGAGCUUAACAAAAUAUUUUUCGAGCUGCUGCGCGUUUUUGAUUUUCAACUUAUAUACCCGACGAAAGGCUGGUCCGAAACGUUUUAUUUUAUACCUUUUCAUAAGGAUAUGUGGGUGAGAAUCACGGAGGCCGAAACGUGACGGAGGGACGUUGGAUAUCUUAGGGAGAGUUAAAAUCGGUAGAAUAGGAUGUUUGGCCACAAUCAAAGCCGUAGACUUGGAAUCUUGGAUCAUCGCUGUCGGUACCGGUCAAGAUGACUCACUCAGUCGUCUGUAACCUCUCUAGGCUCUCCUUACCUACGCCCCUUAGCCCAUGCAUGAAUGAAGAAUUAAUCCUCUGAUCUUUCUGCGAUGGCUAUGAUUAAUUUAGAGGCACAUACCUGGGUGCACUCUCAGCCACCUUUCUCACGGUUCCCGUGAAG